Molecule: messenger RNA, 3435 nt
Organism: Oncorhynchus mykiss (rainbow trout)
Lineage: Eukaryota; Metazoa; Chordata; Actinopteri; Salmoniformes; Salmonidae
Gene: lca5
Product: lebercilin LCA5
Biological process (GO): intraciliary transport
Cellular component (GO): axoneme
Source: RefSeq, a predicted model, not a curated record
CCGCGUCACAGUGACCAGAGCGGACCGACCUAAAGGGGCCAGGCGUGGAGUCUGCCAUGUAGCUGUGCCUAUCCCCUAGCUAGCUUUUAGUAUAUCUCCCCCUACAUUUAGAGGGCAGUAAAUGACCCAUAUCUUAAAUAGAUAGCUAAAGAGCCAUGGACAUAUUCUGGCAUAAAUGCAGGGUUAAAUGUUACUAGGGUUACAGGCUUUGUUGUUGUUAGCUAGACUGCUAAUUUAGCUAACGUCGUUAGCUACAUAACUAGCUAUUCAGAGCUAACGAGCGGUGCUAGGUUAGCAAGGCAAAUAGCUAGUUAUCUAGACUAGUCAGCAAGACAAAUAGCUAAUUAUCUAGACUAGUUAGCUACCAAGUUGACCAGACAAGAGACCAUUCCGCGAAAGGAGACAAGUCACGGAGACGUGACGCCAAGGUUCAUCUAAACGAGAAUCUCCUGUCAGAGGGACCACAUGGAUACGGAGAACAUGCCUCCCCCUUACGAGGACAACCGAGAGGCAGAGCGCCAGAGUUGUCAGUCCCGCAGCAGGAGCACGGCUGGGAAAGGUUCCGAGGCGUCGGUACCAACUCUGAAACGGGACAAGAGUCGGGACGGAGAAAGAGAUGAGAGGGACAGCUGUGCUGGGGACCAGGCUAAGACACGGACACAGGAAGUGGAUCCGGACCGGGACCGCAUGUCAGACAGAGAGCAUCGGAGGAGCAGCUCUUUCUACUCUGAGGACUACGAGAACCUAACACCCUCGGAACACACGCUUUCGCCCUACUCCCGUACGCCCUCCCCCAGCCCUCGCAGAAAGGGACCUCGCGCCAAGAGGGUCUCCAGCAGUCCUCAACACAAAACAGGUGUCCGUCGGGGUGUGUCUCGCCCUCCCCGUGUGGGUGCCCAGCCCCAGCGGGCUCAGCGUUGGGGGGUACGGACCGAGUCCCAGAGCCUGAUCAAGGACACCACGGCGCCCCCUAAAGAUCUUGACCUGGUGACCAAGCGCAUGCUGUCGGCCCGCCUGUUGAAGAUCAACGAGUUACGCAACGCCCUGGCAGAGCUACAGCUCCACACCGACCAGAUAACUAAGGAGAACCGCAUCCUCAGACAGCUCCAGCACCGCCAGGAGAGGGCGCUGCAGCGAUACGACGACACGGAGAGUGAGAUCGCCCAGCUGCUGUCGCGCCACGCCAACGAGACCACAGCUCUGCGGGAACGUCUACGGCGGACACAGGAGAGGGAGCGGGACGCUGAGAGGCGACUCAAAGACACACAGGAGCAGCUGCAGCGUAGCCAGUCGUCCCUGGGUCGUCUGAGGCGUCUGGCAGAACAGCAGGAGUUAGGUCCCAGGGAGGAGCUCACCAGGAGACUGGAGCAGGAGAGGGCCAAGGACCAGGAGAACCAGCUAAAGAUCAAGGAUCUGGAGCGCAGAGUGGAACUGAGCAGCAGUAGUUACCAGAGACAGCUAGCUACAGAGAGGAGGAAGACCACCAGUACCCAGGACCAGGUCUCAGACCUGCAGGAGGAGGUGGAACGACUCAGCAACAAACUCAAGGAGAAAGAGAGGGAACUGGACACUAGGAACAUCUAUGCCAACCGCUUGUUGAAACCAUCGCCCAGGAACACAGACAACACCACAAAGAGGAAAGGCCCCAGUAUGUCCAGCUCUAAGGCAGUACAGACAGUGAACGAGAACUUGAGUCUCGACUUCCCGUCACCGCCCCCGGCCGUCACCGAGGGCAACUAUCACUACAACGACCAAGCCCCCGAUGACUACCUGUCACUCAAGCCAGGUGUCUCUAGUACACCUUACAGCUCCAGGGAGGUUGACAUAGCAGAGCGAAGGCCGAAGGAGACUGAGGAGAGAAAGGAGAGAGGGGAGCGAGAGAGGGUACAGAAGGAGAGAGAGAGGGAGAAGCAGAGGAUUGACCUGGAGUUGGACACACUUGAGGAAAAGACCAAGAGACUGAGAGAUGGCUGGGAGAAAGAGGAGGAGGAGAGUAAGAGGCUGAUCCAUAAGGAGGAAGAGAACAGGAAGAGGCGUGGCCAAGUCCAGGAAGAGGUUGCGAGGCGGAACCAAGAGGCGCUAGCCAGUCAGGAAGUGGCGGAGGCAGAGCGUCGCAGGAAGGAGCAACUAUUGGCAAAGCUGAGGGAAAUUGACAAGCAGAAUGAGCCACCCCAGAACGCUGGGCUGUUCUACGAGGUUGACCCAGAACCCCUGGAGUCUAGCUCAGGUUCCACUGCACGUUCUCCUCCACGGCUCUCCGACCCACGGAACCAGAACCCUUCCAUCUUCAGCUUCACUGAGCCGGAGGAGAUGGGCGGUCUGCGUGGGGGAGCGGGGAGCAGGGAGGGGGGCAAGUCAGGGCGAGGCGGGGCAGAGAGCGGUUUGGGUCCAGGAGCGGGGACUGGGAGGAGAGGGAUGAGGGCUCAGAACUCAAGCGAGGACCUGGCUUUCGGUAGCUACGCCCCGUCCUUUGGACGGCCGGCCCCACGAGGGGGUACAGGCUUCCCAACCCCACCGCCGCCCUCGGCUCUGGACGCUCUGCUGGGGCGGUCAGAGAGAGAGGAGAGAGGAGGACCAGGCCCGGGAAAAGAGAGGAAGUCUACUUUGUUGCAGCAGCUCUUUGGCCCCCCAUCCAGCCCCUCUCCGAUCUCCGACAGCCCCCCAGACGUCCUCCUUAACCCUCCCACUUCCACCCUCACCGGGCCACGCAACUGCAGAGAGGGCUUUUUCCCCUUUGAGCCCAGGGCCCCAACAGGCCCCCUUGGACCCUUCCUUUCCUCCCUCCACGUGACUGAGAGCAGGCCGGCCGUACGAGCCAUGGCUUCCUUCGACGACGACAUCGAGGAACUCAAACUUUGAUCAAAUCACUUUUUUAAUAGUUUUUUUUAUUAUUCGUCUGUUGAGUAGGAACUCGCGGUCUGAUUAGUCAACGAAGGAGGAAGUGACACUUGGAUUGGCCGUUGAGGCUGUUAAUCACUAUACUAAGGGUGGACCCGGUGGUUGGGUUUUCACAGGGUUUUAAAAGCACUAAGUCGUAUUUGUUCUGCUAUCAGAUCAAUCUCAGCCUGGUUAUGGACUGUUUUAUGUGAUAGAUCAAUGUCUCUCAGUGUGUGUGUCAAUACCAUGUGUGAAUGUUGCUCAGGGGAGUCUGUAAAAUCAGGGAAGCAGCAGCAUUUUCAGACAGACUUAGGCUCCGCCUCAAAUGGUGCCCUAAUGAAGACCGCUUUAAUGUUGAAUGAUGCAUAGAGGAAGCAGCUGUAAUGUUGACAGCUUUAUUAACGUUGGUUAUUGAAUUGUUGCAUCAGAGAUACAUUGUAUAUACAAAAGUAUGUGGACACCCCUUCAAAUUAGUGGAUUUCACUGUUUCAGCCACACCUGUUGCUGACAGAUGUAUAAAAUUGAGCACACAGCAGCAAUGCAAUCUCCAUAGACAAA